Porites evermanni is the source of this 6606-nucleotide messenger RNA. NCBI's taxonomy places the organism in Eukaryota, Metazoa, Cnidaria, Anthozoa, Scleractinia, Poritidae. The record is from the annotation of a GenBank genome assembly.
AUGCUGCGUCAAUUCCAGUCAGUGGGGAAGUGUGGUGAAACUACGCGAGCACGUUCGGUAAGUUUUAUAUUUGGUUUAUACACGAACUGAUAUAAAUUAUGUUCUUCGAAGCUAUUUCAGCUAGUUUGCUUGUCUUGAUCGUUAACUUAAUAGACCUUUUCACGGUUUCUGUCGCCAUCUUGGUUGAGGGCAAACACGGCAAAAUUUAUAAUAACUGUAUGGUAAAAGUCGGGAGUUUGAUGCUCUAUAAUUUGAGGAUCUUUGAGGAAAGUUGACAUUCUGUUAUUUUUAUGAUUUACCAACGAAAGAUACUAGUAAAACAGUUAACCAAUUAAGUUUGAAGGGCAUCGGUUCGCUGAGAAGCGAGAAGUCUUACUUUUAGUUUUCAUACAAAUGCUUCUACGUUUUCCCGCUAACGGCAGCUCCAUUUUACUGACAAAUAUCUUCUUGAAAAUCGUCAAGUUAGUUGUUUUGCCGAUUUAAUGUUCUAGUUCUUUUGCUGGGCUGCACGUAACUGCAAAAGAGCUGGGGCUAGGAGAAAGCAUCGCUAUAAAGUUGAACAGAGGCUCCCGAGUAUCUGGCCGUCAAGAGAGAUGCCAUCGAUUUUAAAUGGCGUGGACAAGUUGAUGGGUAAGCAUGUGUAACCGUGCUCAUUAAGACGAUUUUAGAGCCAUACCCUUUGAAAGCUUCAAACUAACUGUAAAAUUUUUUCUAUUAAUAGUCAUGGUGUAUCCAGUAAAAUUAGUGUUCUCCACGAAAACACCAAUUAUUAGAAUUACCACAAAAGACGGCGACAGGUCCUACAGGAACACUUCCGGUAACACAAAUCCUAAAGCGUCGUCCAGCGCAGCUACGCUACCGAUGUCAAAGACCUUGUCUGACGAUGAGCUUGGAAAGCUUAACAUCGGUACGUUUAAGUUUCAAAUUAUUGCUGCGGAGUGAGAGCAGGGAGCGAGCAGUAGUUAUAAUCAGAGUUUAAUGUAAAUCUAUGCAGAAUCUUGAUUUUGACCACACUAUUUUUUAAAGUAUAGUUGUGGGAAAAUAAAGUGUAGGCAGCAAGAAAUUUAUCUUUUAUUGAUAGCACGGUUUUAUGUUAUACAGAUCUUCAAAAGCUUGAUGGAAGCAGUGUUGUUUUGUCGUCCACAAAAACUAUUGCUAAGUACAAAGGCCAAUUAGUGACAUGGCCGUUUCACAUCAAAUGCGGGUUAUGUGGAGUUGAAAGACGGGUGGACAUUGAUCGUAAGCACAGUGGAAUCAUUUCGAAAUUUAAGUUGGGUAGGUUAUUUUAUAUACAUCAACGACAACGACAAUUAAGUUGAUAUUUCCACAAUGUAUACAUAUUAUUACCUAAAGGAAAAGUACAAAAUAGGCACCGCACAGGCCCAUGUGACUAUUGCUUCCGAUUUCUUUUGAGGGGGGAGGGGGGGGGGGGGUGUUGGCACAGCCUAUUUAGAUGGAGAAAAAAUAAAUUGUAUAAUUUCCAACUAUUCAUAUAAUUUUUGGGGCUCUUUCAUUUCCCCCCUUCUAAGCCCACACCCCCAAAAUACACCACUUAUAUCCCCAAACCAUUCUUUUUUUUAUAUUCCAUACUUUUCUCANAAAAAAUACAAUGUAUAAUUUCCCACUAUUCAUCAGAAUUUUGGGGGAUUGUCCUUCUCCCCCUCUGAAGCCUACGAUCACAAGAUAUACGCUUGUUGCGCUCAAACCAUAUUCUGUUGUUACUUACUUACUUUCGGAAACUUCAGACGAUGGCAAUAGUGACUUCUGCGCAAGCGCAGUUGUCAAAAAAAACGCAAAAGAAAAAUUACACAACGAUGCAAAUUUUAGGUGAUUAAAUGUUUACAUGUCUAUCUAAGUUGCAUAACAGCAUAUAUUCUUUUCUCCAGUUUUCCAGAAGGAAACAAAUUUUCAAAAAAAAAAACGCAAAUAAACCUAACUAACCUGGUGUAAGUCAAAACGUAAUUCAACACAACUGGUGUUUGGAUUAGCUCGUCGUGUAGUCCAUGUAGCUCAUGCGGGUACUUUGAACUCUUACAUAAUUGACUCCUAUCGGCCAUAAAUAGAGCCUAAUACCGAGCUUUGCUCCUUUUCUUUCUUUUAGCACAUUACAGCCGCUGCAAGGAGAGCUCUGCGAAAACUAAAAAGUGUACUCAGUCUAAAUUAAGCUUUACCAACAAGAGAAAGGCUCCUACGAGUGAUCCUACGACGUCAGAAGGAGAGGUGGUUUGCCUUACAGAUCAACAACCAAGAAAAAAGGCUAAGUCCUCGCAAGACUCGGACGUCGACAGCUCUGACCUGGAGUAAAUAUACUGAAACCUGAAGAAAUGGGACUUCUCUCAGAAAAGUUAUCAGCGGAAUAGUCAAAACUUAACCUAACUUUAUAAUUUUCCUCACAAGUUGUUUAUAAUGCAAAAUAAGUUACAAACUGAGCUGUCCCGUUUCUCCUGAUGUUUUACAUAAUACCUUUCACUAUCAGUUUAUGUCACCAGUACUCAGUAUUUAGUGGGAGAUUCUUCUAUUAUGAACUUCUUAUCAAUAAUUCAUUUCAAAAAUGAGGUUCAAAAGUAUUAAGAUCUUAAAUGACCUUUUUAAGCGAUCCACGAUCUGAUUGAAGAAUAACUUACAGUGUCUGUUAAAAUGAUUUUGUGGUUAUGAAUGGAGACCGAAUAACUAAUCAAACCUGUUCAGUUGCUAGUCGAUCGUGUAAUAGCAAUUUUGGCACAUUUUAUGUAAUAGCUAUGUCUUAACUAUUCUAGAUGAAACUUUAUUUAAAAAGUAGGACAAGGACUACUUUCAGUUAUUAGUAAACUUAUAAGGUUAAGUUAAAGUCUAGCAAUCACAAUACUUAAUUUAGUAUCCGUGUAACUUCUUUCUAACUUAUAGCUCUAGUUGUAUAUUACUAUCGUUUGAUAAAGAUAAAGAAACUACGAAUAGACAAGAUUUUGCUUGUUUAAUAUCAAGUAAAAUGCAUUUUUAUUAAACGUUCUGUGUUGUAAUUUCGUUGCCUUUCUUUCUUCAAUUGUAGACCAUUUGGGGAAAAUGAAAGUGACAUUGAAUCUAAUAGCGAUGACAGUGUUGGUAGUAACAAAUCCCUUCAAUACUCCCUCGAAGAAAGUGAGGAGGAAAGAAGUGACUCGACUGACAGGUCUGGCAAUGAAAGCAACUCUGAUAGCGAGAUAGACAAAGAUGACAGUGUCUCCUUCAUUUACGGUGUUGAGUCAGCAGACCCGGUAUGCGUAAAACUAAAUGACUUAAUCCGCAGAGGAAAGAUUGAAAAGUCUCGUAUAUUUUAUAUAUAUAUUUGAAAGAUGUGCUUGAAGUUUAUUACGAUCCUCUGCACAAGUAUGAUAAGGAUGUUAUCGAAUUUUUUAAUUCCAUUACUUAUCUCGGAGGGAGGAAAGUCGCUUGCUUCAUUAGAGGCCCCAUUAACUGCAAGGAAGGAAGAGGAAGUCAUCUCAACACCAACAACGAAAAGAGGAUGAAUCUCGGGGGACCCGCAUAUAAGACAUGCCUCAAACAUCAAGCUGGCUACACAAACGAACCUGGAGUCUGGAAACCGCUGUCGUUAGGCCAUCUAAGUCUAUUACAAAUACUUAACUCCCUUCCAGUUCUCAAAACGGAUGAGCUAAUUGCAUAUCCCUGCUGUUUGGCCAACGAUGGAACCGCGCUUAAACCAGCUAUCGAGUUUGACGAAAGGCUUAAGGAAAAUGUGGGAUUAACAAGAAAUCUAAAAAUUGACUUUGUCAAAAGUAAUCCCCAACCUACAACUGCAUUUCUUAAAGAUAACUUGGUUACCGAGGCCAUCGUUUCCUCUGUGACCAGUCUUGAUAACAAAUGUAGUCUACCGUGCGCUAUAGAGUACGCAACAAAAGCAGGAAAGACUGCAGAAUCCUGCAAGGAAAUGUUCGAAAAGCAAGUACGAAUCCUGCAGACGUGCGAGGCUUGUCAAAAGAGAUCUCUCGCCACAAAGCACAUUCUCGGGCAUUGCUAUGAACAGUGCCAAAGCUUUUGUGAAACAUGCUUUGGUAUGAAAGAUGUGUGCGAAGAGUGCAAAGCAAAAGGUCAUGUAAGCUACCAUCCAGCAAUUCGUGCUUGCUCAUGGUGCCUUGAGAACGGUGCGCAGUGUGUAAGGAGAGUAAUAUUUGUUAUUGUGGCGGAUUGCGAAACAGGCAACAAAGGGGCUUUUAUACUAAUACGAAAGAGUAUCGAGGAGGGAACAAUAGAUGCUUAUCUUUCUCUCCUAACCAUUUUGCCCGACUGUCCCCACGUAGGAAAAAGCUUAAAGGCCUCCUUUAGUAACUGGUGGCUUAAGUUAUGUAAUGAGCGCGGCAACCUUGGCUUGCUUCGUACCCUUAGGAAUCGUGCCGGUAGUGCCACUAUGACCACAAUGAGGAAACUUGUUCAACGGAACGAUCACGUAAAGAACAAGGACCGGCAAGAUCCAGCUGCCGUAAUGACGUUAUGUUCAGAAGAUUUAACCUCGUUUCUAUCUAACGUAGGUUAUGUAUGCCACACAAUCAUUCCGGAGCUGGACAAGUUCACGGAAAACAACCGUCUUGGGAUGUACCCCAGCCCUAUAAGUGUUGCCGUCGGAAAGUACGGAUGGCUGCUGUUUCUGACAUGGGACAGCAAGCAGGGCUCUUCAAUCCUUCAUCGUGCUCGUCUGCACAGCCCUGUUGACAAGAUAUCAGUUGUCAAAAAGAAUCUCCCUUCAAAUCAGGUGCAAUGUGUUCAAGAUGUAGCAUUCCUUUCUUCACAGGAUGGUCCUGUGUUAGUGGUCGAGCUUGAAAAAAACAACUGUUACCUUAAACCAAGCAAGAUAACAUCAUCAAAGAGAUGGGACGAGCUGAAGCAACAGUUUAGCCUGACAAUGACUGGAACUUUGGUUGAAAUUCGCAAGCAAGCUGAUCGUUUCCUACAAAGCAAAGAGAAGGAGUAUUCGACGAAUGGACACGACAGGGAGCAAAUAAACUUCCAUGACAAAGCCAUGCAGGACCACAUUCAGGCAAUCACGCUGAUUGACCGCGAGCUUAUGUACUUGGCGGCUGCAAGCUCAAAGAGAAUUUUAAGCGCCCAACUUAAAUAUGAUGGUUAUGGAAUCUGUGCCACAAAUGUCCAGGAAGUAAUAGGGUAUGGCGAGGGCUGGGAAUGUGUCACCAGUGUUUGCGUUUGCCGCAACAAGUUAUUUGCUUCACACGCUGAAGGAAUAUCUGUGGUGUGUCUUGAGUCGCAUCAGUGCCAUGUUGUCUACAGGUCAAAUCAUGCCAAAUGCACGGUGGUGCCCUUCAAAAAUGGUGCUCUCUUUACCGAUCAACAAAAAGCGACCCUCUACCAGAUCGACGAAGAGGAAAAUAUUCAUAUAUUUGCUGGCAGUGAAACAGAAGGUUCUCUUGAUGGACUUGUCGCAGAAUGCAAGUUCAAGCAACCAAUGGGAAUUGCCGUGGAGUUUGACAGCGUUGUCUACAUGUGUGAUCCACAGUCAAAUUGUGUUAAAGUGAUGACGCCCCUCUCCCAAACUGCCAAGUUUUUAAGUGCGAUAGGAAAGUUGUACGACGCAUUUUCUGUCCAUAAGAAAGGUCAGAGUGUCCAAACAAGAACCUUGCAAGAGGCUGAGAGCAGGAUCACAGAGUGCAAACGCUUCCUUUCUGAGCUGGAAAGAGCCGUGCGCUCUGAAGACGGUUGUUCCAAUACAUCGCUUAAUGGACCACAGGGGAUGGUUUCCGCUGUUACUGUGAAAUCGGUUGACCUUCUUGUGAGAGCAGGAUCACAGAGUGCAAACGCUUCCUUUCUGAGCUGGAAAGAGCCGUGCGCUCUGAAGACGGUUGUUCCAAUAUAUCGCUUAAUGGACCACAGGGGAUGGUUUCCGCUGUUACUGUGAAAUCGGUUGACCUUCUUGACUGGGGUGUACGAAGACUGAAGUCUCUCUUAUCCAGUCUGUCGUUCGAUGACACAAGUCUCCUUAGCUGUAUGACUUUGGAUGUUGAACAUUUUCAUUCCACGUCUCAUGUAAAACAUCCAUUUCUUUCCAAAAAAGAAUAUUGCCGAGACUUUGGAAACACCGUCAAGGAGACUACAAAGCGGCUCUCUUGCUCCUCGUUUUAUUACUUCACCAGCGAAAAGAGCUCGUGGUAUCCAGAGCCAGAGCACGAUAUCCCGCUCUCUGCACUACCUUCCAUUCCUCCACUUCCAGACGUAAAACUGUCCCAAAAGGAAAUCGGUCAAAUGCGAGAUUAUGCAUUGACGUAUGGAGCUGCUGUGAGGCAGAGAACCAACCGCCAAGAAACCACUAUGGCACGGCAUGGAACAAUGCCUGAGCUUAUCUACCAAAGGCAACUAGAGAUAUCUGCAGACAAGGUAGAUGUUUCAACAGGUAUAGGCCGUAGAUCAUCGAUGCCAUCAACAGAUACACCAACGUGCAAUGAUGAAAUUGAAAACGCAGCUAUCAGUGAUACUGACGAGAUACCAGAGUAUGACAGCAGCUCUGAUGAAGAGCAAGUCGAGGAAGGUGCUGCUGUUUUGGAACUAGACAGGGCAUCAACCUUUCUUGUUGGAGUUUCCACUCGCUUUGGGAGACAAGUUCGAAUAAACAACAGACUCAUUUCGUAA